UGGAAUUUUACGUAAGGCACCUGAAGGCACUCACGAUGACGUCAGUAAAGAUGGCGCUGUCAGCGGAGCUGAAGCUGAGAGACAAACACACACAGAGGAUCUGCGUUCGAGUGGACAACGACCUGAGUUCUCUCAAUGACGGAAUAAAGGAGCUGAACGUGAACGUGUCACAGCUUCUCAGUGACCUGGUGGAGCGGGAAAAAGCCCGAGGAGCCUGCGCAGCUGGUGAGGAAGACGAGGACAGUGAUGAAGGCAGUGAUGAAGACGAGACAUCAAAAUGUGAACUACAAUGUCCAGCCAAAAGACUCAAACCAUGAAAGACUUGACAUCAAGAUCUUAGGAUGAUGAUGUCAGGUGAUCAGUCACAUGACUGGGUAGAAACAUUAUAAAUAAAAGCUGUAACAGGUGUGUCUCAGGUAAAAACAUUUUUUAAAUGUGACUGAUCAGUAGUUAUUGAUCCAGAAUCAGUCCUGAACUCUGAGUGGACAUCAUCUCUAUUGAGCAGGACAUAUGGGGACAGGUCAGGAAGCUGCUGGUCGCCGCUUCAAUAAAAUAAAAAAAUAAUUAAACAAGGCAAA
Platichthys flesus (European flounder) is the source of this 578-nucleotide messenger RNA. RefSeq lists its product as uncharacterized. The record is from RefSeq and is a predicted model, not a curated record. NCBI's taxonomy places the organism in Eukaryota, Metazoa, Chordata, Actinopteri, Pleuronectiformes, Pleuronectidae. Bases 36 to 317 code for a protein of 93 amino acids. The transcript has 2 exons. Gene Ontology annotation, cellular component: EKC/KEOPS complex.